Messenger RNA from Dromiciops gliroides (monito del monte), 7293 nucleotides. RefSeq names its product protein kinase cGMP-dependent 1 (gene PRKG1). Gene Ontology annotation, molecular function: ATP binding; cGMP-dependent protein kinase activity. The record is from RefSeq and is a predicted model, not a curated record. The coding region runs from base 295 to 2310 and encodes 671 amino acids. The transcript is spliced from 18 exons. NCBI's taxonomy places the organism in Eukaryota, Metazoa, Chordata, Mammalia, Microbiotheria, Microbiotheriidae. Gene Ontology annotation, biological process: protein phosphorylation.
AAGUGGAUCGAAGCGCGCCCGCCGCUCUCUCCCCGCCGCCCCCCACCCUUCAGCAGCAGCGGCAGCGGCAGCAGCGGUAGCAGCAGCAGCCACCCUCAACAGCAGGAGUCUCCGCUCUCCAGGUCGGGCGGCACUCCGGGGCUCCCUCCGACAGCCCGAUCACCCCCUCGCCCUCCUGCCUGUCCUGGGCGCUGCUGUCCCCUCCCACCCUCUCCGUCCCCAUCCUGCGCCGCCGCCGCCCGAGGAGGAGGAAAAGUUGGGCCCGGGGCUGGGCGGGCCAGGCUGGGCUGGAAGAUGAGCGAGCUGGAGGAGGACUUCGCCAAGAUCCUGCUGCUCAAAGAGAGCCGGAUCAAGGAGCUGGAGAAGCGGCUGUCCGAGAGGGACGAGGAGAUCCAGGAGCUGCGGCGCAAGCUGCACAAGUGCCAAUCGGUGCUGCCCGCGCCCAGCAGCCACAUGGGCCCGCGGACCACCCGGGCGCAGGGCAUCUCGGCCGAGCCCCAGACCUACCGCUCCUUCCACGACCUGCGCCAGGCGUUCCGAAAAUUCACCAAGUCCGAAAGGUCCAAGGAUCUUAUCAAGGAAGCCAUCCUUGAUAAUGAUUUCAUGAAGAAUCUAGAGCUGUCUCAGAUCCAGGAAAUUGUGGAUUGUAUGUAUCCUGUGGAGUAUGGCAAAGACAGCUGCAUCAUCAAAGAAGGCGAUGUGGGCUCCCUGGUGUACGUCAUGGAAGAUGGAAAGGUUGAAGUUACCAAAGAGGGGGUGAAGCUGUGCACUAUGGGACCAGGCAAAGUCUUUGGAGAACUCGCAAUUCUAUACAAUUGUACCCGCACAGCCACCGUCAAAACUCUUGUAAAUGUGAAACUCUGGGCCAUUGAUCGACAAUGUUUUCAGACAAUAAUGAUGAGGACAGGCCUCAUCAAGCACACGGAGUAUAUGGAGUUUUUGAAAAGUGUCCCCACAUUCCAGAGCCUCCCUGAAGAGAUUCUAAGCAAGCUGGCUGACGUUCUGGAAGAGACGCACUAUGAGAAUGGGGAAUACAUCAUCAGGCAAGGGGCCCGAGGGGAUACCUUCUUCAUCAUCAGCAAAGGGACGGUAAAUGUUACUCGAGAAGAUUCCCCAAGUGAAGACCCAAUCUUUCUCCGCACUUUAGGGAAAGGAGAUUGGUUUGGAGAAAAGGCCCUGCAGGGGGAAGACGUGAGGACUGCCAAUGUCAUCGCUGCAGAAGCAGUGACCUGCCUAGUGAUCGACAGAGACUCCUUCAAGCACUUGAUCGGAGGCUUGGACGACGUUUCUAACAAGGCCUAUGAGGAUGCAGAAGCCAAAGCAAAAUAUGAAGCUGAAGGGGCAUUCUUCGCCAACCUGAAGCUGUCCGAUUUCAACAUCAUCGACACACUGGGAGUUGGAGGUUUCGGACGAGUUGAGCUGGUCCAGCUGAAAAGUGAAGAAUCUAAAACAUUUGCCAUGAAAAUUCUCAAGAAGCGCCACAUCGUAGAUACAAGACAGCAGGAGCACAUCCGUUCAGAAAAGCAAAUCAUGCAGGGGGCUCAUUCAGACUUCAUUGUCAGACUAUAUCGAACCUUCAAGGACAGCAAAUAUUUGUACAUGUUAAUGGAAGCCUGCCUGGGUGGAGAGCUUUGGACGAUUCUCAGGGACAGAGGUUCAUUUGAAGAUUCGACAACCAGAUUUUAUACAGCAUGUGUGGUAGAAGCGUUUGCCUAUCUGCAUUCCAAAGGAAUCAUUUACAGGGACCUCAAGCCAGAAAACCUCAUUCUCGACCACCGAGGUUAUGCCAAACUGGUUGAUUUUGGCUUUGCAAAGAAAAUAGGAUUUGGAAAGAAAACGUGGACAUUUUGUGGGACCCCAGAAUACGUAGCCCCCGAGAUCAUCCUGAACAAAGGUCAUGACAUUUCAGCAGACUACUGGUCACUAGGGAUCCUAAUGUAUGAACUCCUGACUGGCAGUCCCCCUUUCUCAGGCCCGGAUCCUAUGAAGACCUAUAAUAUCAUCUUGAGAGGGAUUGACAUGAUAGAAUUUCCAAAGAAGAUUGCCAAAAAUGCUGCUAAUUUAAUUAAAAAACUAUGCAGGGACAAUCCAUCUGAAAGAUUAGGGAAUUUGAAAAAUGGAGUAAAAGACAUUCAGAAGCACAAAUGGUUUGAAGGCUUUAAUUGGGAAGGCUUAAGAAAAGGUACCUUGACACCGCCUAUAAUACCAAGUGUCGCAUCCCCCACAGAUACAAGCAACUUUGACAGUUUCCCUGAGGACAAUGAUGAGCCGCCACCAGAUGACAACUCGGGAUGGGACAUAGACUUUUAGUGCAUUUUUCUUACCUGCUUCUGCCUUGCUGAAGACAGCUUUUCUGAGACACGGCUGCCAGCAAACCUGAAGGAAUGGGAGAAGAUCCAUGCUCGGGGUCACCAUGAUGCCUUGAUCGACGAUGCUGCUACAGCACUCCAGUGGCAUUAGGACUUAUCGCUUAGAUGACAAUAUGCUCUCUCUACAUGUUUUAUGUUUGAAACGAAAAUUGCAGUUGACAUGGUGGUCCUGAAGCAAAGCCUUUUCACCAGUAAAGAAACGUUUUCUACCACAUCAACGAUCUUGCUUUGCUCUAGUUAUAAUCUGAAUGUUUAAAAUGGUAUAAGAAACACUUCAAUCAAGCUUAGGUCUGAACCUUGCAGCUAGGAAUCUCAGUAGGAUCAAAUUGUGCUUUAUUGGGUACUGUAGUCCUCUAUGGUAUGGGUGGCCAGGGUGUCAACAGUCUUUAAGAGAAGGAUACAGGGGCCUUUUACUGCAGGCCAGUGUCUAUACAAAAAAGGACCACAAAUUGAUCAGUCAAGGAGUUCAUGUCAAAUCAGUGCUAAACAUUCUUUCAUUUUUUUCCCCAAGUAGUAGUCAUGACAAGCCUGAAUAUUUCCUUUUUGUCUUUUUUUGCCUCAUUUUCCUUUUUUCUUUACCAUCUAUUUUAAAUAGCAGGGGAAAGAGAAGGGAACAAGCAUUUAUUAAGCGCCUACUAUGUGCUAGACACUGUGCUAAGCGCUUUCCAAAUAUCUCGUUUAAUAUUUUUUAAAUAGUGAUAAAAGCACAACUCUGCUAAUGGUUUCUGAAAACCAUCAUAGCAGAUGUGGACACAAAUGACAAUGAUAUUCAGGAUGUUUCUGGAUUUGGGACUUUUUGUUUGGUUGGUGUUUUUCCUUUUGGUCCACAAGCUUGGUUGGAUUAAAAAAGAAAGAAAGAAAGAAAUUCACAAAACCAUUUCAUGUUUUAGCAGAAUGGUCCUGGAGCUGGAAGGGCGGCAGCUGAUUGGUUUUAUCCAUUCUUUAAUAGGCCCUCAGACUGAGGCUUAAAAAUAUUCUCAUUUUUUUAAAGAUCUCUCCUCUUCCUGAGGGGAAAAAAAUAAGACCCAUCAAAACACCCCACAAAACCACUCUAGAGGUGCUAUGUAUAUCUUUCAUCGAUAAAUGUCAAUGUGUAAACCAGCCAACACACAUCUCAACCAUUUCAUAUGCAUUUCACAGGUAGCCAGAGACUCACACAUACAUUACCACUGAGGUUAUUAAACCAAACUCUUGUCAUAGUUCACUUUCACAUCCCCUGAGCUCCUGGUCUAUGGAAAAGGAGAUGGGGGAAGGGGGGAAUAAAAUCAUUUAAAUCCAGCUUCUUGUCUUACUCUCUAGAACUGAGACUGGUGCCACCAUUGGACAGUCAGCAAUUGAGGAAUAGAACAAUACAACUGAGGCAGUUCAGGGAGGAAGACAAGAAUCUGACCAGCUCAAUGUCUGUGUUUUUUUUUCAAAGGUACUAUUCAUAAUGAUAUCAGCCCAUUAACAUCCGGAUAAAGAGGAAGAGGAAGCGCAUUGGGCAGGAAUGAAAUAAAUUUUCAUAUUUUUUUAAUCAAAAUACAAAUAAUAAUAAUUCUUAAAAAUAUUUAACUCAUAAAGACUGAGUCAAAAGACAUUGGGAAUAUGUACGUGCGCGUGUGUGCGCGCACGAGCACACACACACACACACACACACACCCAAUAACCUAAUAUAAUCAGAUCUGGUUUUGUGUGUCUGAUAUUUUGAAGUUUCAUGCUCAAAAGGACUUGCCCAGGUUUAUCUAGUCCAUUUGACCAUGAGUCUUUGGAAUAUUAUUUUGGCACAAAGUACAGUCCACAGUCAGAGUUCUACUUUUUUGGUAAAUCAAUAUUUACUAGGAUCUCUUCUGGAUUUGGAAUAGUGUGAAGGAAAGCUGAGGGAAGUUUUCAUUGCAGAGGCAGAUGAGGCAAAGAGUUAAAUGAAUCAGCUGAAGAAAUCAAAUGUGCUUAUUUCUGCAAAAAGGUAUCCACUUUAGAUCUUCAUGUCAGAAACAGAGAAGCCAAGUGAUUUUAAGGUCUGGUAAAUGAUGCAUUGCUUUGAAAUUUCUUGUAUUGAAGACAUCUUCCGAAAUGCAAUGACUUUAAUUUUUAUUUGUGUAUAAGCACAAAUGUACACAGACUCUCUGAAAUACAGAUGCAGGACAGGCAAGUUCAAAUAUCAUCGUGUACACAUAUUCUGAACCAAAACUUUACGGUUUUUUUUGUUGUGAUCAUUUUUAAAAUAUGCUUUCUAUUUCCUUCCAAAUGUUCCAAUUUUUUAAAAUGAAAGUUAAAAAGCAGAUAAGUACUAAUAUUUUUAUUUCAUUAUCAUCACCAAAUAGCUCUAAGCCCCCAGUUUAACAAAAUUAUUUUUAAAAGAGAGCCAGCUUACUCCUGCUGAUUUCAGAGGUCUAGACCAGACAAAUCAACCUGGGUUCCUAGUCUAAAAAUUGUCUAUUCCUAACUUUCCUUCUGAUCUGGUUUGAUUUUUUAACUGGCCCUUUUGCAUUGAAUUAUUAAAAUAAAAAGAAACAACAAUAGCUAGAGAGAAUCAAUAAUUUUUCAAAAUAAAAUUUAAUCUGCCCAAGAUUUGCUAGAACAUCAAAUUUGUCUAAAAAUAGGACAAAAUGCUCCCAAAUUAAAAGACAAAACAAAAACAAAAACUCAUAUGACGUUUCAGUGGAAUAGAGAUCCUCCCCUACUUGUCAUGGGUCUCUGCAUUGAUUAUCUAUUUGAAAAAUUCCUGAAAGUUAACUUUAUAAAGCUACAAAGUAGUAGUGGGCACCAUGAAACUAAUUACACAGAUUCACUCUCUCUGAUAUUUGUAUAUUUCUAGUGUAGGUUGCUUUGCACUAUGUGGAGCAAUAUCUGAAAAGAUUUGAUUCUUCCAACAAGGAACUACUAGCAUCAAGCAAAAAUAAAUGGAAACCCAACUAAACAAGCAACAUGUAUCUAAUCCACAUCAUCUUCACCACUGAAUCUGAGGAUUCUGAUACUGUCUGUAUGCAGUCACUAAGGCUUGAAGGCUAAAAUCCUAAUUUUCACAAAGGACUUUUCACCUGAUUUCUGAAACUCUUCUUUUCCCCUUCCCUCUGUUUUCUACCUAAUACCGAGUAAUAGUAGUGGUAUCUAGAAGGAAUGUCCUUGUUUGCUUUGCUAAAUCUCUUGUGAAUACAUCAAAGUUUGGGGAGAAAGAGCUUUCGAUGGGACUUUAUUGACAGUGAUAAUGAGGAACAGCUAAGGAAAUGGAUGUCAUAUUAUUUGGGGUGAACCAAACACAUAAAAGAACAUUUUCCUUGGGAAAAUUCUAGAAACGACCUUUAUGUCUUUAUUUCCUCUUUAUCCUUGGACUCUAGGACAUAACAUCUGACCCGUGUAGCUUUUAAUGCCAAUCUGUUGGGAUCCUUUAUUGCCAGCGCAAAUAUAUUUUCAACUGUUAUUCUCUCCUUACAAACGAUGGAGGAAUGCAUAUGAUUUUCACAUGCACACACAAUAGUAUUUAUUAACUUACCAUUAUUGAUUUGUUUUCCUAAUUUGAGUCUUACUUUUAUGUGAGCAAACUAACAACAUACCAGAAAAUUCCAAGUCAGCUACCAUAUUGAAAACCAGGAUGUUAGAACUGAAAUCCCAAGGUAGAGGUGAUUUGUGGUUUAUUUCAGAACGGCAUUAUUCACAAACAGUUUUUCUUUCACAAUAGGACCACAAAGAAAUAUUUAUGUAAAUAGAUAUUUUCGUGCUGAUAUUUUGUGGUACAUAUAUGACUUUCUUUUUGCCCGUGUUCCAUGGCAUCCUCUUUUGGUUUACUUCUUCGUAACAGUGUAACGAUUUUAGGUCUGAGUAGACUUGAAUGGUCAUAUUUGUCGGUAUUCUUGAAAACUUCUGUCCAUCAUCCUGUUACUCAUCCGUCCCAUAGUUUAGAUCAUGACCUGGCUAUUUGGUAUUGUUGCAAGUGCCUUAAAUUCAUGGCAUCCUAUUAAAAAAACAAAAAAACAAAGUUGGUGUUAUGCUGCAUGACAAAGACAAAUACACCUCAAAUUGUUGUCCUUUCUUAGCUUGCUGCGUUUUACAGUUCUUUCUGCUAACGAUUUAUAAGCCUUUAUUAUAUAAUAUUGAACUACAGAAAUGAUGAAGUGGUUCUCUUAUUUCUGUUAAAUGUACCAGAGCUGUGUAUCUGUUCAUGAGAUACAGCGUCAUUUCUGUGAAAUGUCUAAAUGUACGUGCAGGUCAAAUUAAUAUAUGACAUACUAUCAGUCUGUAUACAGGUAUUCCUGUUUUGCUCAGCUGUGCAGAUUCAAUGAAAAAAAAAUUAGUGCAGUAAAAGUUCAAACAUAUCAUGUUUUCUAGACUCCAUUAUAAAUGGUCCAUGGCCCCCAAAAGGAAACAUUGGUCAAUGUCUGCAAUUCAUGCCAGACUCAGUCACAACCUGAGACAAAAUUCACAUGAACAAGAGUCCCUGGGUACACCCCAGUCAACAAAACAGGAUUAUUGCUUUCUAUGAGUCCUUGUAUAUGCAAAUCGUUUAUGAGACAAGUCUCAAACACACCUAGAAAGCUGGACGUCGAAAGUGUGUUCUUAGUCCUCUUCUAUAUAACUGUCCCCUGCAUAAACCGACAUAGCUCUGAGACUUUGAUAACGUCUCCAACGUUUUAGGCUUUUUGAGUCAAGGGAACUUUAUUUAAGCAUUGCCUCAGAUUUAUCCCAGUUUAUGCUGUUUUUACACUGGUCAGUUCUUUUGUAUUCUUACAGCGAUGAUUCUUUGACUGUCCUCUUAUGGAUCUGUUCUACAUGAAAGAGGCUUUUUUUGUCUGUCAAAAUGUGACACUCGUCAUCAGAAUGGUCCCUGACCAUUUGCACUCUUUCGAUGUAGAUGGAAAACUUUUUUUUUCAUGAAGUUACCCGCUUUUGAUUUGCUCUGUAUUUUCCCUGCAGCUGUAAUUGCUGAGUGCCUGUUGUAUACUUUAUA